Molecule: messenger RNA, 1074 nt
Organism: Laccaria bicolor S238N-H82
Lineage: Eukaryota; Fungi; Basidiomycota; Agaricomycetes; Agaricales; Hydnangiaceae
Exons: 8
Coding region: 1-1074 (357 amino acids)
Molecular function (GO): dioxygenase activity
Source: RefSeq, a predicted model, not a curated record
AUGCUUUGCCUUAGACCGCUCCACCUCGCUGCCCGAACGGCAUUGAAGACGCGCUGCCUUGUCACCGUCGCCCAAGACUUGUCGUCCUUCAAUAUACCUGUCAUAAACUUUGCAAAGUUCCGUGAAGCCUCGUCGAGUUCUGAGAAACAGAAAACUGCCAAUGAGAUUGUUUCAGCUUUUAGGGAGACUGGAUUCAUAUACCUCUCAGAUCAUGGCAUACCACAAGAAACGGUGAAGAACACGUUUAGGAAGAGUGCAGAGUUUUUCAAGAUGCCAAUGGAAACUAAGUCGAAACUUGCAUGGGAAGACCCACGUUCAAAUCGUGGAUAUGUUAAGAUCGGACGCGAACGUGUAACUCAGUCGGCGGAUCCAGCAGAGAUUGCCUCUCUCCGUGCUAAAGCUCCUGACUACAAAGAAACUAUGGAAAUAGGCAGGGAUUGGGAUUCGGAAUGGAAGAAUCAAUGGCCAGAGGAGCGAGACGCUCCUCUAUUUAAACGCACCAUGUUGGACUUCUAUCAGAUUUGCCACGAUCUUCACGCGGAUGUCAUGCGUGCCAUCGCCUUAGGACUUGAGCUCAACCCAGACUUUUUCGACCAGAAGAUCAACGAGCAAUGCCACAAUCUGAGACUUCUGUCAUAUCCUCCCAUCAAGCGAUCUAUGUUGGAGGUUGAAGGACAAGCACGUGCUGGCGCUCACAGCGCAGAUUAUGGGACAUUGACCCUUCUGUUCCAAGACUCCGUCGGAGGACUUGAGGUACAAAAUCCGCACACAGGUGCGUUUAUUCCCGCCACCCCGAUUCCUGAGACCAUCGUUGUGAACGUUGGAGACUUACUCGCGCGGUGGAGCAAUGAUCUCUUGCGAUCAACUGUGCAUCGUGUCGUCGCACCUCCCUCUCGCUUGACCGAGAGUGACGAUCAACUCGUGACCCCAGCUCGACAAUCAAUUGCAUUUUUCUGCAAUCCAAACUUCAGUACAGAAGUUUCUUGCCUACCCAAUUGUGGAAAGGAGAUGAAAUACCCGCCCGUGAAUGCGGGAGCGUACAUUGUGGGCCGCCUGGCGGUGACAUAUACGUGA